Apaloderma vittatum (bar-tailed trogon) is the source of this 2664-nucleotide messenger RNA. Its product is annotated as coiled-coil domain-containing protein 80. NCBI's taxonomy places the organism in Eukaryota, Metazoa, Chordata, Aves, Trogoniformes, Trogonidae. The annotation marks the transcript as partial. The transcript has 3 exons. The record is from RefSeq and is a predicted model, not a curated record.
CUGUUGUCUGAGGCUGGUUCAGAGCAGGGCUGGGGUUACCCUGACAUUUCUGGGACUGUGGCCAGCCAAGAAGUUUUUUUUUAGUCUUUUACAAUUUGCUUUUGUCAAAGUGUGGAGGAAGGGGGAAAGGAAGCGUCUUUUUUUUUUCCAGCAUCACAUUCCUGUGUUUUCCUUCAGCCUGGAAAAUAUAUUAAUGCUGGUGCUUUCCUCUGGAAACAAAGGAGCUAAACGGGACUGAGGAAGCAAGGAGUGGGAAGGAGGCUUGGGAAAUUUAAAAGCGAGAGACCUGGAGCAGCUGCGAGUUCCCUUUUCUUAAAUGAAAUCCCUGCCUAUGUGGGUAACCCGUACAGCAAAGCGCCAGACCUGCAGGUAAAUGGAGAAGCAGAGAUCCCAAAGGAAAUUUCCGCUAACCUCAUCCCACUUGUCAAGAAGGUGAAGAAGAAAGAAAAUUAAAAGCUACACUGGGAGACACACAAGGUCUGGGACCUGUUGGGCUUUGUAGAGAUAAAUCAUUGGGCAGCAGCAAAGCUGUAUGGCAUCGGUCUCCUUUUAAAGGAAAAAGACGUGAAACCUCAUCUCUGGAAGGGGAACUUCCCUGAGAGUAUUGCACAAUGAACUGGAGGCCAGCUCUCAGCUUAGCCCUGCUGUGGGCAGCGUGGCUAGUGUGUAGCUCUGAGAAGAUGGGGAGACUAACAGAGACAGGAAGCCAUGGGGUUAGGAAAGUGUCCCUGGCUCACAGGGCUCCAAGCAACCUCCACAGAAGGUCUGGAGCAUCCCUGAGGAUUUCGAGUCCAAACCUCCAACACCCCGUCACCAAGAGGGAUUCUUCAGCUGCUCCAAAGGCACCUGCCAACCUCCUGCAAGGGGAAGUGCGUUCCCAGGCCAGGGGAGUGGGGACCAGAAUGCGCCGGGUACAGAGACUCACAGCUGCAGCCAAAUACUCCAAGUCUGAGAUGAUUAAGGAUGAAGGGAUAUCCUCUGCCUCACAGUCACGAGUGGUACGUUUCCCUUCAGGGUCAAGUUCCCCCAAUGUCCUGGCCAGCUUUGCUGGGAAAAAUCGGGUGUGGGUCAUUUCUGCCCCCCAUGCCUCUGAGGGCUACUACCGGCUCAUGAUGAGCCUGCUGAAAAAUGAUGUCUACUGCGAACUGGCUGAGAGGCAUAUCCAGCAGAUUGUGUUGUUCCACGAAGAAGGGGAAGAAGGGGGAAAGGUCAGAAGGAUAACCAAUGAAGGCAAAAUCCUGGAGCAGCCACUAGAUCCUGCCCUCAUCCCUAAGCUCAUGAGCUUUCUGAAACUGGAGAAGGGGAAAUUUGGCAUGGUGCUGCUGAAGAAAACUCUGCAGGUGGAGGAAAGGUACCCUUACCCAGUCAGGCUAGAGGCCAUGUAUGAAGUCAUUGAUCAGAGCCCCAUCAGAAAAAUUGAGAAGAUGAGGCAGAAGGGCUUCAUCCAGACUUGCAAAGCAGCAGGGGUGGAGGGACAAGUGGUUGAGGAAGGCAAUAAUGGGGGCAGCACCCAGCCUACCCCUGGUGGUGGACAUAUCCAGGUGUCAGCAAGGAAGGAUGAGCCAAGGAAGAGCAAUAAUCAGCCAGCAAGAACCAAAACAGUGAGGAAACCAAUGACAACCACAGUGGCCAUGCCUCUGCCUACAAUAAGGACCACUACCUUCCCUCCCACCACCACAACUACCCGCACCACUACCCACGCAGUGGCAACAGUAAGCCGGUCUACAACAACAACUACACCCCUCCCCACCACGCAGAGGACCUGGACCACAAAGUCACAUUCCACCACGGAGUACCACAGGUUGCCAGUAGCCCCCGACACCACCACGCCACGAGUUACAGCCUCUGAGGAUUUCUACUCUCCCGUGUGGAAGGCAAACCGCAGGGACCGGCAGCGCAGUCACUUGGAGAAACACUCGGCAGCCACACGGAAAGCAAGCAAAGCCACCCGCUAUGACAGUUUCACAGAAGUCCCAACAGCUCCUUCAGUGCACUAUACAAAGGCAAAUGUGGGUAGAUUUAAAGAUAACCGAACAGACAGAAAGGACUAUAACCAUAGGGACCUGAAUGUCACACCAGGGCAACACAAACCAAUUAAGACUAAAUCACCAAAAAAGAAAGCCCAAGAAAAGAUACUGAGCAAUGAAUAUGAAGAUAAAUAUGAUACGAGCAAACCUGCUAGUUCACAUUUAGAGGAAGAGUUUGCAGCAGGAAAUAUUCCCCAAAAGAAAGGGAAAGAAUCAAAGAAGCAUGAGCGAAUGGAUAAACCUGAGAAGAAGAAGAAGAAGGACAGACCUGACAAGCUGCAGAAGGGUGACAAGCAGUCCAAAAAGGACAAAGCUGAGAAAAAGAGCAAGCAGGACAAAGACCGUAGCAAGAAGAACAAGAAGGGGAGCAGGACUGACAAUGAGGAUUACCCCAAGCCCAACAAAAAGCCUUUCCUACAACCUCCCAGAAAAUCAGUGACUGACCUCCUGGAAUAUUUUGAAGGCAAAAGGCGGCUCAUUCUGAUCACAACCCCCAAGGCGGACAACACCAUGUAUGUACAGCAGCGAGAUGAAUAUCUGGAAAGCUUCUGCAAGAUGGCAACGAGGAAGAUCUCAGUCAUUACAAUUUUUGGCACCAUGAACAACAGCAGCAUGAAAAUCGACCACUUCCAGCUAG